AUGCUCGACUGGCAAUCCACUUCAAUCGUCAUUGCCGCGUUCUUGCUGGCCAGUUUGCUAUGCCUCAUUGCAAUCUCCUUGAAUCAGGAGAGUGCUGUGGGUCAUAGUUCACUGGGCGGCAUCCGCCAGCUCUUCAGCCCCGACGGUGCCGACGUUGGCACCCUCCUGGCUGACCGCGCCAGACCAAACCAGCGCUUAGUUCGAGCGUUUGGUAUCACCAACACUUUCGUCUCACCCCACCCGAGCGUACAUCGAAGCUUUGUCACCGCUGCCCGAUCCCUUUUGUCGCGCGCUAAUAAACGCGGAUGGGGGACCUUCCGCGAUAUUUCUACACAGGCUAUCCAUGUCGAGCUGAGUCUCGCCAGGUCCGGUUCAGUCAAUUACGGUAUCUUCAUUCAGGCCGUCACCCUGCGGGUGAUCUUGGUCGGGCUUCUGGGCGCUAAUGUGCCCAUGGAGGACUUCUCACCCGACGACAUCUACACAGCCGCCAGUCAUAUCAACAAACUUUGGUCCCUCUCAAAGGACCCUUCGCCUAUUCCCUCACACCUCCUUCCAGAGCUCAACGAUGCCUUGCGUCGUUUACUCCCUGAUAUCACCACUUUCCCCAAUCCUGUCGACAUCGUCAUUCCCGCUUGGGAAACGUUUUGGAGAGUGGUGGCGACAACGGUCGCUUACUCUCACAACUCGAAAGCCAUCACCCAGCUCUUCCUAGACUUCUACGCCUACCCCACGGACAACGCCUUCAGAGAGGCCAACGCCGACGCGAACAUAUCGCCAAAGAAUGUCGUAGAAGAAUCCAUGCGCCUGCAACCUCCAUCCAAGCACAUCGCAAGGAAGACCAUCCGACCCUCCUUGUCGAAACUCCCGAAGCCCAUCGCCAACCUGCUGGUCAGGUUUCUUCCUCGUAUCUCUUGGGUCAAGCACUACGCCGACGUUCAAGCAGUACUUCGAUCACCCGCUAUCUGGGGAUCGAAUUCCCUCGAGUUCAACCCUUGGCGACACAAUCAGGAUCCAAGUUCCACUUUGCCAAGUCGAGCAGAGGCCUUGGGGUACAUCUUUGGAGGAGGCAAUCUCCGAUGCAUAGGGAGCUCCUGGGCUCCUGUAGCAGCUGCCGUUGUGGCGAGUGCAGUAUUUGAUGCAGUGGAUAGAGGGGUGUGCUCCAUCGUUCCUGGGCGAGCGGUGGGAGGAAGAAACGGAUGGGAGGACUGGUCAGUCACGGAUACGAAGAAUUGA
Molecule: messenger RNA, 1233 nt
Organism: Coprinopsis cinerea okayama7#130
Lineage: Eukaryota; Fungi; Basidiomycota; Agaricomycetes; Agaricales; Psathyrellaceae
Exons: 1
Coding region: 1-1233 (410 amino acids)
Molecular function (GO): heme binding; oxidoreductase activity, acting on paired donors, with incorporation or reduction of molecular oxygen; iron ion binding
Source: RefSeq, a predicted model, not a curated record